Messenger RNA from Vicia faba (fava bean), 540 nucleotides. NCBI's taxonomy places the organism in Eukaryota, Viridiplantae, Streptophyta, Magnoliopsida, Fabales, Fabaceae. The record is from the annotation of a GenBank genome assembly.
AUGGAGAAUAUUUUUCUUGAGAUUCCUAUUGGAAAUGAUGUUGUGGAGGCUAUAAUCGAGUUUGCUAGGAGUCAUGAAGCUAGCAUAGUUGUUAUGAAUGGUUCGGGUCUUGUAUCCGACAUUACUCUUCUCCAACCAGAUUCUCGUGUUCCAACUUUUCAAUUGAAUGGUCCGUUUAACGUGUUAUCUCUGACCGGAGUGUACUUAAACCCUAAUCCUAAUUGUGGUCGUGUUCCUCCUCGACUCAUCAAUGAUCCAUUAUGUACUGCUUUUGCCCUUCAGCUGUCUGGAUCUCGAGGCCAAGUGUUUGGCGGAGUGAUUGGAGGGAAUGUUAAUGCUGCUACUGACAUUCAGAUUUCAGCUUCUCUUUUCAGGAGGCCUGAUGUCAUUCGGGCGAUCACCACGGAUGGAAAUAUUCAAUUAUUUGAAGAUGAUGACGUCCCAACAAUUGUUGAUAAUGUUGAUGUCGGUGAUGGUGGUGUUGGUGGUGUUGAUGGCCGUGAAAAUGAAUCUCAACCAGAUAAUCAAACUCUUCCUUAG